This is a messenger RNA of Geodia barretti, 1812 nucleotides long. NCBI's taxonomy places the organism in Eukaryota, Metazoa, Porifera, Demospongiae, Tetractinellida, Geodiidae. The record is from the annotation of a GenBank genome assembly.
AUAUGAUCAUUGGAUUCACUGAGAGAAUUCGGACUGUAUCAGAAGGUGAAAUACCUGGGGUAGACUCGUUCCUGCUUGAAAUAAAUGUAACCAGUGCAAUAACUACUGAGAAGGACCGUCCAAUGGUAUUCCGACUUCUAGAAUCCAUAUCAAAUGCCACAGUUGAGACACUAAUACCAUCUAGUCCAGUCUUUGAUGCCACAUUUGGUCACAGAGAAAACCCCGAUGACCCAAUUGAGGAGUUCAGGGACCUAGCACCAGGAUUGCAGACAGUGCUACCUCCACUGCUAACAGCUAUUAGAAAUGACUUGAUUCCUGAAGACCUAGAAUGUUUUACUAUACAUAUUACCCCUGUUGAUGUCAUUGGUGACCACGUGCUGUUUGGGUGCAAUUAUGAUUAUGAUGGAGUAGUUGCAGACAAUUAUUUCUGUGAACACACCAUCUGCAUAGAAGAUGAUGAUGAGCCAUUCGUUGUGGCAUUUGUGGAGACAAUAUACACUGUUGAUGAGAGUGUGGGUGCUGUGAGUGUGUGUGUCAAUCUCACUCAACCUGAGCUUGACAUUGUUGACGAGACUGUCAAUGUGUUUGUCAUUGAUGACUCCAGUUCAGUUUACAUCCCAGCUGGUGCUCCACUGGCAACCCCUGAUCCUCCUGACUUUCUCAGUCGGUAUCACAUGAUCGAAGGCUCAGACUAUACUCAGCAAACUCUGUUUACAAUGCCAUUGAUGAUAGCUCGAUAAGUGAAGAACAGAGGAUAGUGUGUUAUAAUCAGACCAUUUUUAAUGACCAGCGUGUGGAGUUGGAUGAAUAUGCAGGUCUCACCCUUGGAGUUAGACCUGCCACAAUUCGAACAGAGGUCGAGCCAAUGAGGGCUGAUGCCUCGAUCCUAAUCCUGGACAAUGACAGAGCACUAGUUGGCCUAGAAAACACAUCAUACACAGUUUUAGAAGAUGCUGGUGCAGUUGAAAUAUGUGCUGUUAUUUCAUUCCCUGAAAUAACAUGUCCUGUUUCAUACCAUUUUGAGGUUGUGAUUCGGACCAUUUCCGGAACUGCAGUUGAUACCAUAGAUUAUACAGCAGUUAAUGCCUCGUUCUCCUUUGAAGCCUGUCAGACUAAAAGUUGUGUCAACGUGACCAUAACAGACGACAAUGUGAAUGAGGUGGUGGAAUUUUUUUUUACUCUGGCAAGAACAGCUGGUCUGAAUGCCAGAAUCGAUUUGUACCCAGAAAAUGGAAGGGUAUGUAUAGUGGACAAUGAACAUCAGAUGACUGGUCUCAUGUGCAGUUCUAGUGGAAAUUCCGAAGUAACAAUUGAAUGCAGUGGCAUGGAAACGCAAGUUCCCCUGCAGUGUUCCUUUGAUGCUGGGCCAUUACACCAGUGUACUGUACCAAUGAUACUUACUGGCAGUGUCAGUCCUCCUGGUAACCAUUCUGUGAGGAUUGUGGCCAGUACAGGAGGAGAGAGCACCGUACCAUAUUACAUCACUGAUGAAGCAAUGAGUAACGUUGCAGCAAAAGUUCCUCCGUUGGAGGUCAUUCUAAGCAGUGGAUCUCCUCGUGUGACUGAGAGCUCUAUUGAAGUUGAGUUUGACACCACAAGACCAGUGACAAGAGUGACAUGUUUCCUCAGAUAUGACAACAAGAGUGACUACCAGGACUGCACUGCUGGAAGUGUCACUUUUUCUGAUCUGAAGUCUGGACGCUAUGUUCUCAAGAUCUAUGCCCGCAACAAGCAAACUGACUUUGCAACCACUAAAAUGGUAGUUAUGGUUUGAACAAGAAAUGUAGAAUUUGAAUGAUAAUUAUAAUGAAG